AGUCUCUGUAAACAAAGAUGGCGAACCACUACGAAAUUCCGAAGUGGGCAGGAAAACCACCUGUGGGCUUGCACUUAGAUGUUGCAAAAGGAGACAAGCUUAUACAGAAACUGAUGAUUGAUGAGAAGAAGUGUUAUCUCUUUGGUAGAAAUCCCCAACUAAAUGACUUUUGCAUUGAUCAUGCAUCCUGCUCGAGAGUGCACUGUUCCCUCGUUUAUCAUAAACAUCUCAACAUGGCCUUCCUAGUUGACCUUGGAAGCACUCAUGGAACAUACAUAGGAAAUAUCCGAUUGGAAGGCAACAAGCCAACGCAGCUUCCAGUAAACUCCACCUUCCAUUUUGGAGCUUCAACGAGAAUGUACACUCUGCGUGAAAGACCACAGACAGCACCAAAGCCAGUAAUGGAAGAGCUAGAGAGAAUGACUGAAGACAGCGAUGGAGGUUUGCUGGGUUUGCCAGAAACUGAAACAGAAUUGGAUAAUCUCACAGAAUUUAAUACUGCGCAUAAUAGACGUAUAUCAAUGUUGGGCAUUGGGGAGGACGAACCCAAACAGAGAGGUCGUAAACGGCACAAAUUUAAUGUCAGUUUUAAAGAUGAAGAGGAUGUGAUAAACCCUGAAGAUGUUGAUCCAAGUGUUGGAAGAUUUAGAAACCUGGUCCAAACAACAGUGGUGCCUUCAAAAAAAAGAAGACUGGACAUCGGCGGUCUCGUUUCCAGCAGCAGUGGACGCGACGAGGGGUUAAGUAGAGGUAUGAUGCAGUUUCAUCCAAGUGUUGGAAGAUUUAGAAACCUGGUCCAAACAACAGUGGUGCCUUCAAAAAAAAGAAGACUGGACAUCGGCGGUCUCGUUUCCAGCAGCAGUGGACGUGACGAAGGGUUAAGUAGAGGUAUGAUGCAGUUUCAGCGAAAUGAUAAUCUGUACGGGGACCUUCCUCCAGAGCAGCACGGGCACGGGGGGUCACAUCACUCCAUGUUCUCUUCUCUACUGUCUUCCAAGCUCGGUUUGCCUCUUCCAAACCCUGCUCCAGAGGUCAGUGUUGAUAUGGUUGAACUGGCUCCUCCCGAACCAGUGGCCCCAGAGGUGCCCGCACAUCUCCAGGUGGCUGUUGAUCCCGACGAGCCCAAGAAGAAGAAGUAUGCCAAGGAAGCCUGGCCGGGAAAGAAGCCCACACCUUCUCUUCUUGUUUAGCCACCUUUGGCUGUCAGAGUAUGAUCACACUUUUAUAGUACCUUGUCUGAAAACAGUGGCAUUAGACCUCCCAUGUUGGGUCUUGAUUAAACAUAUCCUUCAUAUGGAUUUGUAUUUUUAUAAAGUGUGAAUGGUUCUUAUGACUGAAAUUGUAGUAUAAAUCUUAUUACUGUAAACUUUGUGUGUGUGAUAUAGAGUAUUAUGACAUAUAGGAGAGUUUUUGAAUAGUGAUACUAAGAGGUGCAGUAGACUUUCAUUAGUCUUAAUAGUACUGAGCUGAAUCAUUGAUUUGUCUGUUAUGGAUACUGAUAUGGUCUUUUUAAUAUUUCACCACGACAGUUCCCUCCAAUACUGAUCAUCCAGAAGAUGGUCAUUAUUGUUUCUAAUUUGUUAAAAUGUCUAAAAGUAGUAGUAUAAACACAUUGUAGUCUUAGUAUGUUUACCACUAAAGUACCCCCCAUCCAAGAGUAAUCUAAAUUUGAUGUAGCAAAGCUAAAACAAUACAGGACCAUGUACCUUUGCCAGGCAUCAUGUCAUUGAGUUUUUCUCUUACUUAUCCAAAGUUUAGACUAAUUAAAAUAUAUUUCAGUAAA
Penaeus indicus is the source of this 1783-nucleotide messenger RNA. It is a transcript of the gene NiPp1, whose product is annotated as nuclear inhibitor of protein phosphatase 1-like. NCBI's taxonomy places the organism in Eukaryota, Metazoa, Arthropoda, Malacostraca, Decapoda, Penaeidae. The record is from RefSeq and is a predicted model, not a curated record. Gene Ontology annotation, molecular function: protein serine/threonine phosphatase inhibitor activity; mRNA binding; protein binding. Gene Ontology annotation, cellular component: nuclear speck.